GAUGUCGAAUCUGUAGUCAACAACAAAUGGCUAAAGGGGGCGAUGUUAUCUUUUCUCUGUCUAUUUCACAUCACAUCAUAUCUGUACUGCUUCUAGUUUCUUCGACUCUCUCUCAAAACACACUCGUUUUCCAGCCGUCCUCUCUCACUGCUACUGGACCUGCGGUCACCGCAUAUUUACUGGGGAACACCUCGGCUGUUUCACUGAACCUGAGGACAGUUUCUCCAUCCAACACAACAGAGAGCCUUGGAUCCCCAUCAUGUGCAGAAGAAGCAACACGAUGGGUGCUCACAACAGAGCAGCUAGGAAAUACUGCAUUACGAGUGAAUCUGAAAUUGAAUCAAAGUCUGCGCUUGUGUGCUGUGAAUGACACAAACAGUGACUGCUGUCUGAAGUCUCUGUGUGUCCUGGAAACCCUCCAGUUGUCUGCCUGCGUUGGCAGCACACCCCAGGCAUCGCUGCUGAUCCAGACCUCCAUUCAUGCCCAGUUGUUCCCUGCUAAUGCCGGAUCCGAUAACAAAACAAUCAUUCCAAACCAAGUGUACCAACCGCUGGGUGUUUGUCCCUGUGACCUGACAUUCAGAGUUUGUGACAUACGAUGCUGCUGUGAUCAGGACUGUUCCAGUGAUGAUUUGAAGCUAUUUGUAUCUCAAUGUCUGCCAGGACCGUUUGGUGGACAGGUGUCUCCUGCUCCGGAUUAUCAGUGCUCCGUACAAUCCUCUGAAAAGACUUCAGACUGGUUUCCAUUUUUAUGUGUCAAUUCUCCACCUGAAAACAACCCUUAUCUUGGUUACUUUUACCAAGGAGACACAAUUGCAUCUAGUCCUGGUCCUUCUUACCAAGCUCCUGUACUGUCAGCCCCGGGGCCAGUUAGUCUUUAUGUUCAAGGAAGUCCAAUUAUUCUGAAAAAUGGCCAGUACUUCUCUAUUCCUCAGAUGCUCCUCAGACAGUGCACGAAUGGGGCUCCGGCAGCGUUUCUGAAAAACUUCCAAGUCGARUGUGUGACUCGUCUUAGCUCCUGUCCAACUGGAGCUCCUUUACAAACACAAGCAGCUGAUAUGAGCUCUGAAGUUAUGAAUGGGGAGGGAGGAGUGGUGGUGGUGARUGUAACUGAUGUCGAGGCCUCUGACUUGAGUUUGUUCAUUUCUGAAAGUGGAGCAGUGAACUCUACAUCUGAGGGACUGGUGUGUCAAAACGUGACCUUAGCUCUGGACUACAAAUUCUACUGGACAGGAAAUGGCCUCACAGGUGUCUCAGUGACUCGCACUGUUGGGUCCAUCCUCUUCAGUGGAAGUGUGGCRUUAACAACAAGAUAUUCAGCCGUGUUUUUAAACAGAGAAUUUAUGCCUGAGACCAAGUCAGGAAACCCAGGUUAUCAGGUGGGAAGGCCUGUUGUUGCUGGUGUCGUGGGCAACAAUACAGAAGCAAUGCAGAAGACAUCCAUUAAUAUCUGGAAACCAGUACAUGAUGGACUGUGCUCCACUGCUCGGAUGAAACCAGUUCAAUUCGGGGAAAAUUCAACCUCAGGGUGCCUGCUAGCUGUCAGUCAGCAGGAUCUGACUCAGUGUGAUCUCCUCAGAGAAACGGUUGCUAAUAUGCAGGACGCUCUGACAGCUGCUACAUAUGUAGCAAAACACGGAAACCCCGAUCUUUUAACUUGGACAGACUGGGUCAACAUAAGCUUCGUGACACUGAACUCAAGUACAGCUGUGGGAGACGUGUCUAGUGCAUGCAGUGGUAUUCCAUCUCACCAGCAUAUCCAAGUUUGGACUCUAACCGCUGGCCUGAUAGACGGCGUACCGCAGAAAGAAAUCCAUGCUUUAGAAGUCAGUUACAGUCUGUCUGCUUGGUCACUGAGUUGUGGAGGGGGUGAUGUUUCUUCCUGUGACAACCUCGCAGAGUCACAGUUGUUCCCCGUCACAUCCACAGUCACAUUUACUGACAUUCUCGUCAACACAGGACCACCCAAAAACAGGUUUCGGAUCAACUUCACUGAAUACGACUGUAACAGGAACGAUGUGUGUUGGCCUGAGCUCGCCUUUCCGUUCACUAGAUAUUACACAGGUGAGCCUUAUUCUCAGUCGCUGGCUAAAGGACUGAUCCUGGUUUUCAUGUUCAUUGCUGCCUCGAUCCUUGGAACUCCUUGGAGACAAAUCAGACAGGCAUGGCACAACGCUGCUCUCUAAAACUACUUCAAUAUGUUUUAAAAUAUAAAGAGAUAAAGAGAGAGUAAGGUGCUAAAAUAUGAUUUCAGUGUGAAAUGUUUCAACACGUUUUUUCAUUGAAUGUGGCUCACAGUUUUAUAGUUUUGAAAUGUUGGUGAUUUUGUAAAUGUUAACAGUUGUUGUAAUAUUGCUAUAGUUUGUAAUAAAAAUAUUUUUMUACUAAGUCUUGUAAA
Messenger RNA from Austrofundulus limnaeus, 2398 nucleotides. RefSeq names its product tectonic family member 2 (gene tctn2). Gene Ontology annotation, cellular component: MKS complex. The transcript has 18 exons. Lineage: Eukaryota; Metazoa; Chordata; Actinopteri; Cyprinodontiformes; Rivulidae. Gene Ontology annotation, biological process: protein localization to ciliary transition zone; smoothened signaling pathway; cilium assembly. The coding region runs from base 27 to 2186 and encodes 719 amino acids. The record is from RefSeq and is a predicted model, not a curated record.